AUGGACAUCAAGCUUCUUAACGGGGAUCCGCAGUUGACUGCCCGGUCCCUAAGACCCCGACGCGAGUUUGAUACGGGUCCCUCAGACCUCCAGAAAGUCAAAUUCCGCUAUAGUGACUACGUCACUCUCAAUGGACCGGACGACUCCAGUGAUGUGUUCCUGGUCUACGAAACCGAGUUGUGGAAAAAAGACCGGUUCUUCGUCGACAGCGGAGCUGGCACGGUCCCCAAUUUCAAGGCCUGCCAUCCCAGCGAACAUACGCCGUAUCGCCCCAUGUGCAGAGUCGCUAGGAUCUCCGAUUGGAAAACUGCAUGGAUUCCCGAGGAGCGGUUGAGAAUGGCCGACGUCUGUGGGGUUUUCAAAGAUGGGACAAGGAUCUGGGGCAGCACCCUGUUGGACGACAAUGACGACUUAGACUUUGAGGAAGAUGGCGACGAGGAAGAUGGCGACGAGGAAGAUGGCGACGAGGAAGAUGGCGACGACGACGAGGAAGAUGGCGACGAGGAAGUUGGCGACGAGGAAGUUGGCGACUACGACGAGGAAGAUGGCGACGAGGAAGUUGGCGAUUACGACGACGACGAUGACAUGCAAAACAACGAAACUCAGCCGUCAGAGCACGAUCAUCCCGAUCCCGAUCAAGAUGGAAUCGUGGAACGCUCGUAUGAGUGUAAGGCGCGCUAUUCGGACACUCCACGCACAAUCACCUAUAUUCUCCCUCCCCGAACACCAGAUCCAGACGUCAUAAGCGAGCAAGAGAAACAACAGCCUAAACCGCAACCGCAACCGCGAAACACAUGCACUCUGCCGGUUCGAGGCGCACUGAAACGACAGUAUCCGGUGUCAGAUAUCACAGGUGGGCUUCCUGGAGACAGCAGCAAUGCAGACAGAGAUGGAGAUGCAGAUGCAGAUGCAGGGAACGAGAGAUCGCGCAAGCGGAGAAAGGGAGACAAAGCUCUCGGUGUCUGA
Molecule: messenger RNA, 966 nt
Organism: Capronia epimyces CBS 606.96
Lineage: Eukaryota; Fungi; Ascomycota; Eurotiomycetes; Chaetothyriales; Herpotrichiellaceae
Exons: 1
Coding region: 1-966 (321 amino acids)
Source: RefSeq, a predicted model, not a curated record